Messenger RNA from Penicillium lagena, 1599 nucleotides. RefSeq names its product glutaminase. The record is from RefSeq and is a predicted model, not a curated record. The transcript has 3 exons. The coding region runs from base 1 to 1599 and encodes 532 amino acids. NCBI's taxonomy places the organism in Eukaryota, Fungi, Ascomycota, Eurotiomycetes, Eurotiales, Aspergillaceae. Gene Ontology annotation, biological process: carbohydrate metabolic process.
AUGUCAACCAUCGAUAUCCUGACUGCCAUUGAUGAUACCUGGACAUCCCAGCAACCGAACACCCAGGUCAAUUUACUCAAAAGCGACGGAGGCUCUCUCAUAUUUUCAUUGGGAGGCAAGAGCUCUUACACAUGGGCGGAAAACAGUGACAUGGCUACAUGGGGACUGGUUAACCUGGCCGCGGACACAAAGGCGACUAACCAAGUCACCUAUCAGGUGGGCAGUGUCAAUGAUAUUGCAACCCAGUUCAAAGAAAACGGCACCUUAAAUGGCGGGUAUACUAGCUACCAAUCUGGUGACCUAGUUGCUCUUGCGUACCAUAUAACGACCCCGAGGUCGAAAUUCUCAUCGGCAUCCGUCACGUUUGCUAUUGGUCUAGAACAAGACAAUGCGUUCAACUGGCUCGGUGAACCACAGACUGGGUACUACCAAGCAACAUUUAGUAGUACUGAGGACGUCGUGGAUCAUUUCUUCGAUGAUGUAUUUGCUGCUGAUGCGGAGGGAAUCGCACUGGAUCAAAGAAUCACAGACCUUGGAGCUGAAAUAUCAUCCAACUAUUCGGAUAUAUUGGAGUCGACAAUUCGUCAGAUUUGGAGCGGGUUCCAGAUCCUCAUACCACAGGCUAGCAAAGAUACCACCAAGGCAAAAGCCUGGAUGAAAGAGAUCUCUACAGAUGGAAAUGUACAGACAGUGGCAGAUUUGUUACCGAAGUCUUUCCCGGUAUUCUAUGCGCUAGCCCCUGAUUAUAUGCGUCUACUUCUCGAGCCACUGAUGGAGUAUUCAUUGACAUGGCCGGCCGAAUUCGGUUUCCAUGAUCUCGGAAAACAUUAUCCCAAUGCAACUGGUGAGACGGUUGCUGCAGAAGAGGCCCUCAUAAUUGACCAAACAUCUGUGCUGCUCUGGAUGGCUUACGCAUACCAGCGAGCUUCCAGAAACACAGAGUGGGUGAAGCCUUAUUUGCCGGCUCUGACAAAAUUCGCGGACUAUCUGGUCAUCAAUGGAUUGUACCCUGCCAAACAAAUGUCUUCGACUGAUAGCAUUGCUCCAACAGCAAAUCAGACCAUACUGGCAAUGUACGCGGCCAUUGGACUCACUUCCUUUGGUGCCCUCACAGAGCAGUCUAACUACACAGCAAUUGGAAAGAACUUUGCGUCUGUAAUUCUGAAGCUGGGAACAGACUCCAACGACACCCAUAUCGUCGCUCACUACGGUGACCCGGAUACUUCAUGGAUCAGCACAUAUCCCUUUGCUUUCGACAAAAUGCUAGGGUUAAACACUUUCAAUGAAUCGACAUAUGAGAUGCAGUCAAUGUGGUAUGAAGGCCAGCUACACACCUAUGGGAUUCCGUUCUACUCGGGUGUCGAUUAUACGGUAAGUGAAUUUAUGGCGUGGUGCGCGGCAACUUCGUCUCAAAGUGUGAGCGAAGCCCUCAUAAACGGUAUCCACGCUUUUCUGACGGAUGGAAUGAACAACGUACCCGGACCGACAGUAUGGUUUGUUACCGGUUCACAAUCCGGCGAAUGGAAGUCGAGCAUUGCUAAGUCGACCGGUGGAUCUUACUUCAUGCCACUAGCUGUCAAUAUGUAUCAAAAAGCCUAA